UUGGUCCCGGCAGAGGGUUGUCUCCAGGGGAUCCCGGAUGGCUCCGGUUAAAAUCAGCUACGUCGUGUCCUUCUCCUCGCAGGACCCCAAGUACCCAGUGGAGAACUUGCUGCGUGAGGACGGCCUUCGUCCCUGGCUCGGCUGCCCCCAGGACCGCAGCAGGCAGCUGAGAGUGGAGCUGCAGCUGGAGAGAGCCAGUCCCAUCGGCUACGUGGAUGUCGGCAACUGCGGCUGCGCCUUUCUCCAGAUCGAGGUGGGACGUUCCUCGUGGCCGCUCGACCGGCCCUACCUCACCCUGGUGCCCAGCGUCGCGCUGAUGACGCCGGCUGACUCCAAGCUGGACCAGAACCGCUGCGGGGUCCGGAUGUUUAAGGAAGCAGACUUCCUGGCGCUGGCGGUGGGGCAGAAGUGGGACCGCCUGCGGCUCACCUGCAGCCAGCCCUUCAGCAAGCACAGCCAGUUCGGGCUGUCCUUCGUCCGCGUGCGCACGCCGCUGGACCCCGAGCACCCCCAGCCGCCCCCGCAGCAAGGCCCGGAGGACGCCGAGCCUGCGGAUGGCCCCUGGCGCUCCAGCCCUGCCUUUUGCCGGACUUUCUUUCCAGAACCGUGCUCGAGCUCGAGGGAGGAGGAGCAGCUGAAGAGCCGCCUGCAGCAGCUGGAGCCAGGCGCCUGGAGCCCAGCCCGCCUCAGCCGCCCGGCCCAGAUGGUGCUCUCGGCGACACGGAGCCGGGCACUGAGGCCCAGAGCCAGCACAGGCACCCCGAGGGGGAACCCGGGAGGCCCUGCGGUGCCAGGGUCCACGCAGGACGUCCCCGCAGCCCCCAGGAGAGCCCGCAGGCAGCCGGACAGCAGACAGAGCGCUCCCAGCCCUGCGAGCAGGUCUCUGCCCGCCGCCUCAAGGCAGGCCAGGUCAGGAGGAAGAGCCAGAGCCCGCAGCCAUCGCGAGAGACGGGCCCGGACGGGUGACAGUGGAGGGGACAGCGGCCACGGGGAGACGGGCGUCUGCCCCAUUUGCUCAGGACGCUUCAGCCUGGAUCUCCUCCCCGCGCAUGCUUCCCGCUGCGGGGAGGAAGACCCCGACGCAGCCUGGCCUUCCUCCCCGCUGGCGGGGGUGUCCCCCGACGCUUGGGUGUCCUGCCCCAUCUGCGAGCUGCCCUUCGGCGCGGCGGAGGUGGAGUGGCACGCCAGCAGCUGCGGGGAGCAGGCGGGGACGCCGGGCACCCCAUCCCCGACCUACCGCGUGGGGUAG
Gavia stellata (red-throated loon) is the source of this 1249-nucleotide messenger RNA. RefSeq names its product XRCC1 N-terminal domain containing 1, N-terminal like (gene XNDC1N). Gene Ontology annotation, cellular component: nucleus. Gene Ontology annotation, biological process: base-excision repair; single strand break repair. Gene Ontology annotation, molecular function: damaged DNA binding. The record is from RefSeq and is a predicted model, not a curated record. The coding region runs from base 38 to 1249 and encodes 403 amino acids. The transcript has 9 exons. NCBI's taxonomy places the organism in Eukaryota, Metazoa, Chordata, Aves, Gaviiformes, Gaviidae.